AUGGGGGGCGGCUGUCACGACCACGACCGGGAUGCUGUUGUUGCUGCUACUGCCCGGGUGGGGGGGAUCCCCACUGGCCUCCCCCGCCGAAGCCCCCUGCUCCUACUCGUCUUGUCCAAACCCCAGGUUUCCGCUUCUUCCUUGGGGGCUGGCCGUUUUCUCGCUCCCAGCCUUUUCCCCUCCGCCCGGGGCGCGGAGUGGGGAGGGGGCGCUCCGGGCCCAGCUGGGGCGGGGGGAGUGGAGCGAGGCUCUGCCCGCCCCGCGGGAGGAGGGCCGGGGCUUUGGUCCGCAGCCGAGGAGCGGCAACGCAAGACCCGGGGAGGCCGUCGGGAGCGGGGUGUCUGCAAAGCAGCGCCCAGUCACCUGUCGUGCCAGCUGCAUGGAAAUCCUGGCACUUAUGUUUUUCAAAAAGCUCAAGAAACCAAGUUGUCCAUUGUUCCUGUGAGACGUGGCUACCGGGGGAACAAGAUUGGCAAGCCUUACAUAGUGCCCUGCAAGGUCACUGGGUGUUGUGGAUCAGUUCUGGUGCGCCUUAUUCCUGCCCCUAGAGGUACUGGCAUUGUCUCAGCUCCUGUGCCUAAGAAACUCCUAAUGAUGGCUGGAAUUGAUGACUGCUACACUUCUGCAAGAGGCUGCACUGCCACUCUGGGCAACUUUGCUAAAGCUACCUUUUAUGCCAUUUCCAAAACAUACAGUUAUCUAAACCCAGACUUGUGGAAGGAGACUGUGUUCACCAAGUCUCCCUAUCAGGAAUUUACUGACCAUCUUGUGAAGACUCAUACUCGCGUGUCUGUCCAGAGGACCCAGGCAGCUGCUGUGGCAACUACAUAAA
Molecule: messenger RNA, 832 nt
Organism: Antechinus flavipes (yellow-footed antechinus)
Lineage: Eukaryota; Metazoa; Chordata; Mammalia; Dasyuromorphia; Dasyuridae
Exons: 3
Coding region: 1-831 (276 amino acids)
Biological process (GO): translation
Cellular component (GO): ribosome
Molecular function (GO): structural constituent of ribosome
Source: RefSeq, a predicted model, not a curated record